AUGAAUGAAUAUGCACCACUUGAUGAAGUGAGCAAUGCCAGUUAUGCUAAUUGUACAGAUAAUCCAGGUAUACUAGCAACAACCUCCACUACAAGUGAAGAUGUAAACUAUGAUGAUAAUGAUGAUAAUAGUGACGGUUGUAAUAUUUUUAUCAAAGAUUAUCACAACAUUUUAGAAAAAACAUUGGUAUCUUUAUGUGUUGGACCAUCCUUAUGA
Molecule: messenger RNA, 216 nt
Organism: Entrophospora sp. SA101
Lineage: Eukaryota; Fungi; Glomeromycota; Glomeromycetes; Entrophosporales; Entrophosporaceae
Source: the annotation of a GenBank genome assembly